Molecule: messenger RNA, 557 nt
Organism: Neopelma chrysocephalum (saffron-crested tyrant-manakin)
Lineage: Eukaryota; Metazoa; Chordata; Aves; Passeriformes; Pipridae
Product: cyclin-dependent-like kinase 5
Exons: 3
Coding region: 7-504 (165 amino acids)
Biological process (GO): protein phosphorylation; synaptic vesicle transport; neuron apoptotic process
Cellular component (GO): cytoplasm; nucleus
Molecular function (GO): cyclin-dependent protein serine/threonine kinase activity; ATP binding
Source: RefSeq, a predicted model, not a curated record
AGCUCCAUGUCUCCUGUGUUCCCGGUGAUGGGAAAGGGCGAUGGGGCCGGAGCAGCAGCCACCGCCUCCCCUGGGGUGUGGGGGGCACCAGAACAACCCCCCAUUGGGGUAUGGGCGGCACAGGUGGGGCUCCCCACACUGACCCCCCUGCCCCCCCAGAACGGGGAGCUCAAGCUGGCGGAUUUCGGGCUGGCCCGGGCCUUUGGCAUCCCCGUGCGCUGCUACUCAGCCGAGGUGGUCACUCUGUGGUACCGGCCCCCCGACGUCCUCUUCGGUGCCAAGCUCUACUCCACCUCCAUCGACAUGUGGUCAGCUGGGUGCAUCUUCGCAGAACUGGCCAAUGCGGGGCGGCCCCUCUUCCCGGGGAACGACGUGGACGACCAGCUGAAGAGGAUCUUCCGAUAUCCUUGGGAAUGGGGGGAACGGGGAGCUCUGGGGAUGGGGUUCCCCUGGAAUGGACCUCCCCUGGGAAUCCCCCUUGGAAAUGAGGACCCCAGUUGGUAAUGGGGAACCCUCUGGGAAUGGGGAGCCUUGUGAAUGGAGAGCCCCGUGGGAAC